This is a messenger RNA of Schistosoma haematobium, 8254 nucleotides long. RefSeq lists its product as uncharacterized. The transcript has 13 exons. The record is from RefSeq and is a predicted model, not a curated record. Lineage: Eukaryota; Metazoa; Platyhelminthes; Trematoda; Strigeidida; Schistosomatidae. Gene Ontology annotation, cellular component: nucleus. The coding region runs from base 817 to 1656 and encodes 279 amino acids.
UGAACAUGCUCAAGGUCAGUCUAGCGUCGCUCAAAGGUCGUCCAUAAGUUGUGGUCUCACUGCUUGUGAUGCUUUCUUGUAGCCUUGUUGACGUCACAGUUACCAGCCCAAGCUUUGUUGAUAUGGAAAUUUUCUACUUAUGGGUACAUGGACGAACUAUUUCUCAGGCUUGCACAAUCAUGGCCCAAUCGCCUUCAGUAGAGGAGUAUGGUAUGACAAACGAUAUGUUGGCCGCACAUAUCAGAGACCACUUUGCUCAAUUCACACUUUUGGAAUCAGGUUUACGACAUCCGAAUUCUUUCAUGCAAGAUUGUGCAUACCACCAGCUUACACCAGAAACUCGCAAACAAUUGAUUCACUUGUACGUGUUGACCUCAUUCCCCUGUUUUUCCUUUACCUUGCUGCAUUCAGGAAAAGUGUUUCAGAUUUCUAAAAGUAGUUGGCAUACAGAAGAUCACAUAUUAGCUGAUUUAUUCACCUUAAAAUCUAGGCAUUCUUCGCGUGCUGGUUUUAUCAAAGCUGAUAUGGGACAAAUACCCACAAGUAAACCCAGUGACCGGAAAACGCGCUAAGUUAACAUUGUACGUUCAUACUGGGAUCUUGUAGGUCGUCACUCCACUAUAUCGGACCUUAGUCAAUGCGACCAGUAUGCCCAUUUAUCAGCGCUUACAGCAGUGACGCAAGCAUUUGGUCAUUAUAUUUUGCCUUCCAAUAAUUCGGCGACCUACCACAGAAAUGUUAGAUAAAUACUUUACAUAAUUCAGAUAUACCUAUCCAUUCUCCGUAUUCAAAAACAACUGGGAUUCUCGUACGCAAAUGUUUUCCACAAAAUCUACGCAAUACUAUUCCCUUGAUGAGAGUUUUUUACGUGAAUUUGUUGGCAGAAGGUUAUCAAAUAAAUCCCGACGGGAAUUAUCUGAUAUUGCAGAAAGAUGUGAACUUCAACUAAGGAGUUGUAAAAGGCAGUUUGAUAAUUUGUCGUGUGUCGCCCGCCGGACUGAAGAUUUACCUGGUCCACUAACAGAUAAUAUAAAGAAUUGUUUUCUUCUACCAGAAUGGCUUGCCGAAUGUUAUGCCGCUGUUAUAUUUAUUGCAAGUAACAGAUUUGAAACGUCUAAGAAGUGUCUUUCAUAUCUUACUUUUGAGAACUUGGCAUACUGUGCAGGUCAGCUAAUGACUCAUUGGUCAACUAGUGGUAAAGAUCAGAAAGGUGAAACGGUUGUCAGUAUUGAUUUGGACCUUCAAUUUUUUCAUGAUCUUAAAGAAUGUAAACCACUGAUUGAGAAAAAAGAAUAUUUAGAUAAGCAUAAACUACUUGUUAUUCGCAAUCUCUCUGAAAUUCAAGCAAAAAUCAUUCUAACAAAUUUAGACUCCAACUUCAAACCUAUCUCCAAAGCAGUGAUAAAUUUAGCCUGUGGUCUAAGCCACGCUCGAGAAAUGCGAAACUUUUUCUUGGACAUUAUUGAAAAGUUAAUUGAACCAAUGCGAGCACUGAACUGGCCAUCAAGAGAAGUUAAAAUGUUUUUCGAUGCUUAUCAUAAUACCGUUAAGGCUCUACCUCUUGGAAGAUCCUCAACUUUCCUCACUAUAUGGACACGUUUCAUCAUUCCAUUUUCGAAUUGUGUAAUCCACUUAUAUCAUAAUCAAUCUAUGUGAAUAAAAACGAUAAUUCACAAUAAUUUCUAUGCAGCAACAACAAUUACCAUUAUAGGAUAAAUCGAGUUCAUUCCAUGUCGUGUGCUCUAAUUCUCUCAUGUACGCACUGGUUUGUAUCAAUACAUAAAAUGUUUUACAUUGUAGCUAUAUGUGUAUGAAGUCAUUUAGUUCACCACUAAAAUAUAGUUAUAGCUUCUUUUAAUGUGGAGUCUUUAAUCACUGAUUUCCCACCAGAAGAGACCGUUGACAUGCAGUCAUGCUGUACUUGCAAUAGUACGUACUUUGGAAUAUCAUAGAGACUUAUCUAAAAGAACCUCGGGAUAUACGCCGAAUAACUUGGUCGUGAAUUGCUCCAAACUACCUGGUGGUGUCAUAGGAAGACAUAAAUUGGACACUAAUCAUCCAGUAAAUCCUGAUACUACCUUCCAUGUGAUAAAUAUACAGGACUAUUUCAGAGUCCUACUUAUGCAGAAGGCGCUGUUGUCAGGUGUCUCAACAUGAAUUUGUGUGUACAACAGGAACUUGUGGUUUACUUGACACUCGAGGUGACCGUUUUGCUGAUAACCUUCCCUUCCAUUUUUCCUCUAUCAUCUUUAAAGAUAUUUUAAACUGUCAGCAAUUUCUUAAAUCUGCUUAGUUUGCCUAACCUCACUUUCAUUUGAUCACAGUAACACAUUCAUUGUUCAUUUUAGUCAUUUUCAUUCCUGAUUUGUGGUUAUUACAACUGGUGUUGUUAUUUUAGCACUAUUCAAUAAAAUGUUUGACCUCUUAUCUAUUUAGUAUUUUGUUUUCGCAUAUCCUCUUCAACUAUUAUUGUCAUUAUUAGUGUUAUUAUCACCAUUAUUAUGAUCACUUUUAUAAUUGAUUUUCGGUUGUUACCAUCGAUUUCAUCAUUCUGUCUACUGUAAUCAUAAAAAUUUGUACUUGCUUCUUCUGCCCAUUCACGUCAUAUCCUUCCCCUCACUUAAUCUGUCUUGAACGAGAAUACAAGCGGAAACAAUCGAAUGUAUUUGAAUACAAAAUAACAGAACAUCUUAGUAAAAUCUGAGAACCAUACAGUAAAUAAUUCAUUUGAAAAAUGUCCAUCAAUUGUCUCAGACUUUAAUGUUCCUUUAUUUUUGUACCAAUCCUUCUUUGUUCUCCUUCUCUUCUCUUCGAUCUUCUCAACCUACUGCCGCCAGGUAUUCCAUUUUCCAUUGAUGAUACAUACUAGUUAUGUCUGUCAACAUCAGCAGCACACACCACAAUCCAUUCACCCAUAAACUAGACUUGUACGAAUAGGAUUCAAUGUUAGAAACAGGAUUUACACACAUUAUUUUAAAUAGUACACUACCAUUAUUUGGUAAAUUGAAAUGGUUCAGUAUUGAAAAUUUAACGAAUAUCAAUAAAUUGCACAAAUUAAAAACUAUACAUUCUCAUAAAUGUUUUAAUAAAACAAUUCAAAUGUUUGAUGAUUGUUGGAAUUAUAUAAGACAACUAUUUAUUGAAUAUUUAAUUCCAAUAGAAAAUAACAAUGAUCGAGUUAUUAUUGAAACAUUUGAACAAACUCAAAGAAAUGAAACAAUAAGAACCAUAAAUAAUGUAACCUAUUUGAAUUUUUUAAAUGCACUAUGUUUAACUGCAUGUUAUAGUCGAUAUCAAGAAAAUUUAGAACCGAUUAUAAAUGAUCGUGUUUUUUGUCCAUUCCCAUGUGUUAUACAAGAAGACUGUUCAUUUAAUGUAUGUAAAAAUUAUGGUAUAUUUACACAUGAAUAUGAAUGUCCUUGUGAUAAUUCAAGUAAAUGGGAUAGAGAUAGUAAUGAAUGCUUACCAGAUAGUAUAUACAAGAUAAGACAAACGAGAAAUUAUCCUGAUAUGUUAACGAAAGAAAAGAUUCGAAGGCAAAGAAGCCCGAGGAAUUGUGAGCCCUAUAGUAAAUGUAGUAAAAAUGGAACAUUAUUUUGUACAUUGGAUUCAAAUUAUGAGGUUAGUAAAAUAAUUUAUUCACUGUAUUGUGUACUGAGCAUAAAUAUUAUCCGUAAAAUAAGUUGCUUAUCGAAAACAGGUAGUUCGAAAAUUUAGGGUGUCGGAAUUGAAUACAUUUUGAUGAGUUGUUGAUGUUGUUGACUAUGUACUAGUGAAUGUAUCAUGUGGAGAACGUAUUACUUCUGCCUGCGUAAAUGAAGGAUGUGAAUGUUCUCGAAAGUAUCUACAUUGUCCACGUCUGUAUUUUAUCUUUAGACUGAGCAUAAUUUCUUUAUAGGAAUUUGGCUUUAUUUCUUGGUCAGUUAUGAAAUAUUUCUUAGAACAAUAUACUUUUAAUUCAUGCUAUAAAAUGUCAUGAGUAAAUCAGUUUUACCGUUGAUAUCGGAUGGAAAUUACUUUCUGUCAAAAAGUGGUUGAACCUGGAAAUGGAAUAUUGGAUUCUAUAUAAGAGAAUUGGAAACAGACGCGAAAAGGAUGAUUAGCAACUACAAAGGAUUGCCUAUGACAGAGUUGGAUGGAGAAUGUUGGUGGGUGGCCUAUGCUCCUUCACGAGGGGUAACAGGGGUAAGUAAGUAAGUAAGUACAGCAUAAUAUAAAGAGGUUAAAAAGGACGAAGUUAAAAAUUAAAAAAAAUUAACUUAUUGUAUAUAAUGUAAUAUAAUUAGAUGGCAUCGAAAAUGUAUAGGUAAUUAGAUGUAUUAUACAUAUUAUGUUCCUCAAAAAAUCGUAAUAACACAGAGUUCUAGGUUAGUUGAAAACUUUUUAGAAAGUACUGAAGUACGACACAAUUUCUGCUUUGUAAAUUUUGUAACCUUAUCUUACUAUGUAUUCUAUAAUAUGGUAUUGUACGUUUAGAAAACUCUUAUCUAGUGAUUUAAUUUGCUGCACAGUUGUUCUAUGUAAAUAAACCACAUAGACGUCAACUCAUUUUUACAGCCAGUGUGAUAAUUCUUCUAACUAAACGUUUAAACCGGUUUCCUAAGCUCUUCUAAUAACCUCAGACUAAAUAUACUCGGCAACUUGAACUUGAGAACAAAGGCACGAAAUGUGGAAAGAAGGCUUUACUUUAAGGUUGGUUUAUGUGCAAAAAAUCGAGGGUAUUUAUAGUAUUGCAGAUGGCCUUGGGCUUCUGGAACGUAAAUAAACAUAGUAUCAUGGUAGGUAAUCGUCCAAUCAGGAAUGUGACACGUGACUUUUCGCAUUCUAGAUGUUUCUGAGACACUUUCAUUCAACGUUGAUAGGAUAAAAUGUUUCCUAGCGUUUUCAGAGUAACUUUGGACAUUUUUGAGGAAUACUCUAGAUCUCCUCAACACAAUCACAAAUAUUAGUGUAUCAAUUUGACAAGUAGAAUUUUAUUUAAAUAUUUUACAGAUUUUGUUUUAAUAUCUACUUUUUCUAAAUUUAAUUAGCUUUGAAAUUGAAGUUUAAAAUAUCGGCAACCAUGAUUGUUAAAUAUUUUCGAUGAAGCUUAUUUUCAUAUUUCUUACUAUGCUAGUUAAAUUUUGAUGAUUAACGAAAAUGAUUGGUUAAUUAAUCGGUUGUAUUCUUUCCAGUAGUUGAUAAUCAGCAAGCUCAAAAUGACCAUCAAAAUUCAGUUCGAUUAGACAUGUAUCGGAAAAAAUUGUUUUCUUUUUCUUUUGUCAUUUAUUUACUUUAAGUAUACAAUAUGUGUGUGCAAACUUGAUUAUCACGGUAGUUAUUGCCAAGACAAAAUAAAUGCUUGUCUAUUUCGUAUUGAACAUCAUUUGCAACCAAAUGGUGGAACAUUAAUUGCUGGUAAUACAGCAUGUAAUGUUAAUAGUUCAGGCAAUAAAUGUGUCGCAUUAAUAAGUGCUGAGCGUGACGCAUCAUAUCAAUGUCUAUGUAAUGAAACGCACUGGAUACCAGAUAUUGAAUUACCUUAUCCUAAUUGCUUACAAAAACAGACAAAGUGCGAUUCUAUUGUAUGUGUACAUGGAUUUUGUGUUUCAAAUAAUCAUACUGAUCAGGUAAGUGGUUAUGUUAUACCUUUAUACGUAGUAUUCUAUCGAAUUGUGUAAAUAAAAGUUUGAAUAAACAAUAAUGUGUGAAACAGUUGAAAUGGCUUAUCUUUUCUUGAAAACUCUUAGCUGAAUAAUUAUCUGUGUAAUAAACAUUGAAGACUAGGAUAGUGUUCAGUAACUACGACAUCUCUAAUCAUACUGAAAUAUGUUGUUGUUUAUUGAAAGUUCUGGUACGAAGAUAAUGAAACCCUUCACUGUCGCUGGUAGUAUUAAUCUCUUUACGAUGGUUAGCUGGCUCAUUCGAAUCACUUUUAUUGUGAGGUAUAAUCGAUCAAGUUUUAAGUUAUGAAAAAGUAUCAACUUAUAAAUUUGUGAAAAUGAAACGAGUAUUUGCUCAGGAAUACUAUUAUCUACUAAGAUCUUCAGUUGAAAAGUGAUGUAAAGCGAGUUUAAAUCACUCCAAUGCCAAUAAAUUGAUAGUAGUAUUUAUCUUGCCUAUAGGUAUCCUUUUCAUGCAGUUCUCGUAACUCUGCAAAAUCACAGUCUGAGCGUAGCUUCAGUCAAAAUAACUAAAAUUUCGUCUUGUUUUUUGAAGAUAAAUUUCUUGUUCUGUUUAAAAAACCAAAAACAUUUAUGUCAAACUUGAAGCAAACUUUUCAAGAUCCUACGUAGAAUCUAAUGACUGAAUUUUUUUCUCUACGAGAAGUUGUAGGAUUCAACAUACAAUGCUUCGAAAAAAAGUUUUCUCUUGAUUGUUUUUUUCGGAAACUAACACUUUUAUAUUACAAUCUUCCGCGAAAUAAAUUUUAAUUUCACAAUCCUUUGUUUCCUCACUGAUUGAAGGAUAUAUUGAAUUGAUACAUCCUACUCGAUAUCAAAUAUACCUAAGCGAUAUACAAUGUAAUCCCCAUACUUUGUCAACUGGUUUGAUAAACCAUAUAUCUCACGCUAAAAACACUAACUUAGCACAAAAUAUAUAUAUAUAAUUUUCAUGUAAAAUUUGUUUCUUUAAAAAGGCUAAAUGUGUAUGCGAUCCUGGUUACAGUGGACCUGCUUGCGAAGAAUGGGUUGGUGUAUGGUCGGAAUGGUCAGAAUGGGGUCAGUGUCGACCAUCCUGUGGAGAUAUACGUUACAGUUUACGCCAGAGAGAUUGUUUAUCAAUGAAAUUAGGGAAUAAAUCAAAGCUAUGUUUAGGUCCACCCAUUGAAUAUGUUAAAUGUUCGGAACAUUUAUGUAUGUAUAAAGGUGUAUCUUAUCACUAUUUAUACUAUUCAAUACAACAGAAUAUUAUUGCUAUAAGUUUUACAUUUAAUGCUGUGGUUUGUGUCACAGUUAUUGUAAUUUGGAGCUUAUUGUUUUUGGCAUCCACAAAAUCAUUUUAUAGUUUACUAAAAAAAUUAUAUUCGCAAAGAAGACAAAUUAAAAUAAAGACGUUGAGACGUGCAACAUUGGAACAAGAUGAAAGUGAAAUGUCUGUGAAUCGAUGUGAAAAUAUUAACAAUACAAGAGAAGACAAUGACGAAACUAAUAAAUAUUAAUGGAUGACAGGUUUUUACUGUUACGAGUUUAUACAUUUUACAAACUCAGAACGUUUACUGUGUUUAAUCAUUCAUCAUUAAAUCUAAUGGUUAUAAAUCAGCUUAAGCAAUUUUUUAUCGUCUUAUUAUUUAAAAUAGAUAUCCAUUGUGAAAUCCUUUUAAACCAUAUGUUAUUGAUAGGUUGGGGAUCGACUGAAGUUAACCAUCUAAUUUUACAGGAGAAAUAAACGAGUACUUUAUGUCCUGAAACUAGAAUUACGAAAAAUAAAAGUGCAGCGUAUCAACUUCGAUUAUUUCGACGAUAGUUACCAGCACAGACAGCUAUCAUUUGGAGAGCCAUUGAACUUCAGGGAGUACUAAGAGAAUAUUUCGGUUUAAUUAAGUAUUUCUGAGUAAUGAGUACUUACGCCACCCAUUUGGUCGAACCUUCAAUUGUCGAUCCUCAAGAAGAGAAAAAUACCAUCAACCCAAUUAAUCCAAUUUCAAAACGCCGUAUUUCCCUAUCUGCUGUUAUAGGGGUGCAGACAAUCUCAUCGCAGAGAUUAAAACCUGAAUAUCUCAGUGGCAAAGUUUCUGACUGCUCUACUAGAUAAGGAAGGUCCAAGCAUCUAAGAGAGCACCGAUUAACUUAUAACUGCAGAUACUCCAUGCUAACUGAUACAAACCAGCACAUUACUUGAGUUUCGAGCUUAUUCUCGAAUGCUCCCAACUAUGUGAUAUUCAAGACAGCCCACAGCGGUAACAACUCACUUAACUCGAUGAUCACAUUGCAAACAUGAUGGAGAGAAGUCGAUUGACUUUGAGGACUACACAACAAGAGAUAAGUUGCUACGCACUGAAAAGAAAAUUAUCCUGUCUGGAUUAUAAUACACAAGUGUAAUGAAGGCCCGUAACUGAACACCUAAUCUAAGGAAAAAACACCAUUCACACUAAGGAACUUAUAAUUUUAUCUGUAUAGUAGGAACAUAUUAUUAGACAAAGAAUUUACAUUCUCUUCCUCGUUGAAGCCUUACUAAAUAUAAACUACUAUUUAGAUGUCUAUUUAAAAUUUCUGAGCAAUCAUUGUGAACAGAUAAAGUUUACAGAUGCGUAGUCCUUCAGUCAGUCAGUAAC